AUGUACUACCUGGGCGGCUACAUCUACCCCAAGGCUGAAAACCAAUUCUACCCCAUCCUCCAGGCCAAGGGUUUCACGGUCGAUGAACAGAAACAAAUAUCGGAGGAGUGGUACUGGGUUGCUUUCGAACGAGAGACCGCUGUCAAGGACUACCUUCGAGGCUAUGUGACCUUCAGAGACGGAUGUUGGUGGAGGCCACCUCCUCGACCGUCGUCUGCACGAUCUGGACGGUCGACACCUUCGUCGGCAUCGGGUCCAUCGACUUGA
Molecule: messenger RNA, 267 nt
Organism: Lecanosticta acicola
Lineage: Eukaryota; Fungi; Ascomycota; Dothideomycetes; Mycosphaerellales; Mycosphaerellaceae
Source: the annotation of a GenBank genome assembly